Cyprinodon variegatus (sheepshead minnow) is the source of this 4811-nucleotide messenger RNA. RefSeq names its product toll-like receptor 13. The transcript has 3 exons. Gene Ontology annotation, biological process: immune response; toll-like receptor signaling pathway; inflammatory response. The coding region runs from base 8 to 2857 and encodes 949 amino acids. The record is from RefSeq and is a predicted model, not a curated record. Gene Ontology annotation, cellular component: membrane. Gene Ontology annotation, molecular function: transmembrane signaling receptor activity; protein binding. Lineage: Eukaryota; Metazoa; Chordata; Actinopteri; Cyprinodontiformes; Cyprinodontidae.
UCCUUGAAUGACAAUCAACCACAUCAAACUAAGCAUGGCCAACUCAGAGUCUUCACACAUUCUUCUGCUUCUUCUCCUUUUUCUGGCUUGUUUUAACUCUUCGCUACCUUAUGUUCUGAAAAACUGCACUAUACUGUAUCAGGAGAAUCCCUCCGCUGAUAUUUGUUUGGACUGCGCAAAGAGGAAAAUCGAGACAGUCCCAAAAGACAUCCCUAAAGAUGUUGUGUCAUUAAAACUGAACAACAACUGGCUUCAAAAAAUUAACAAAGACGAUUUCCUUGGCAUGUCAAAGCUUAGAACUCUGGAUCUAACAGUAAAUCAAAUUACAGAUGUGGACCAAGGGUCAUUUAUCGAUUUAAUUUUUCUUAAAACUCUCCGCAUGGGAAAUAACAAGCUUAAUUAUCUGAUAAACAACAUGUUUCAGGGUUUGUCCAACCUUACUGUGCUUCUUCUCAACAAUAAUGGCAUACAGUUUAUUGAUUCAAGAGCUUUCCAAUCCCUUAUUAACUUAGAGACCCUAGAUAUAGGAAACAAUAGGCUUCAACAAAUCACUGAUAUUCAGCCAAUCCUACAGUUACCACGAAUCCGAACUCUUGGACUAAAAUGCAGUGGGUUUUCUUCCUUCAAUACCAGGGACCUGCAGCUUGGUCUUCCCUCAAAUCUCAAAGAAUUGGAUAUUUCUGGUGAUUACCUGAAGGUUUUCAGCCUCACUAAACCAAUUUUUCCUUAUCUCCAUAGGGUCGAGUUCACUAUGUGUUUAUAUUAUAAAGACCUCCAAUGGGAUAUCCCUGAAAAAGAGUUGCUGAAGAACAUAUCACAUUUAUAUCUUGAGAGGCCAAUUCUUUCCGAUGAAGGGAUCACAAAAGUUUUGGAGAGUCUUGACUCGUUAAGGCAUCUGAGACUAAAUGCCCUGAAGAUGCGGGUUUACGAAGGACUAUUAUUUACAGUCUGCAAAAUACCAACGCUGAGGAAGCUGGAUUUGUUUAACAGCAAUAUUAACAAUUUGGCUGUUCAAAUAUCACUCUGCUCUCAGCUCACUGAGCUUGACAUGAGAAAGAGUGACAUAGGUGAACUGCCACUAGGUUCAUUACAAUCAAUGAAGCAGCUCCAAUCUUUAAACAUGAGUGGCAAUCAGCUCAUCAAAGUUCCAGAUGAUAUAAAAAAUCUAAGUUUCCUUAAGAUCUUAAAUCUAAAUUACAAUUAUAUACUAGAUUUGACCUGUUAUGAUUUUUGGAACACGAGUCUGUUAGCAGAACUUUACCUGAAAAAUAAUCGCAUUAGCUAUGUGGUUGGGUGUGCAUUGGAAAAUCUGGAAAAUCUAAAGAUUUUAGAUUUGAGUUUUAAUUCGCUGACAACAUUUGACAAUGAUCUAGUUCUUCCUAAUCUUGAAGUGUUGAAGAUAAACCGCAAUGAGAUUGGAUUUCUAAAAAUGAUUGAUUUUAUUGAUUUCCAGUCCCUUAAAGAGCUUGAUGUAGCAACAUGUUUUUGGGAGAUGCUGACACAAAAAGCAUUUGAUAAAUUAAAUAACGUGGAGAAUAUUACUAUAUCUCAUGACAUAUUUGAACUCAAGCACCUGGAAAAAUUAACAAUAAGGUUAAAUCCCCACGAAUCUUUGAACAGACUUCAAUCGACUUCUUCAAGAGAUAUAAUUUACUUAGAAUCUAUGAAAAGUCUCACAAUGAUCUGCAACUUUUUUUUUUCAGCAUUGGACAUGAAAGAAGUACUCUGGACUAUGAGAUAUUUGGAGAAUUUUACAGCUGUAAGAUUUACUUCUCAAGUUUCAGGUACAGACAUAUUUCAAUUUAAUCCCCACCUGAAGAGUGUAGCAUUCACAGAGGGAAAUCUUUCAGACUUGGAUGCAGAAAUUUUUCUGCCAAUUCCAAAUCUGCAGAGUCUUGAUCUUUCCGCUUCCAACAUAAGUUCUUUGGAUUUUCUGAUGCAGGCCAAUCUAUCAGCACUUAAAUAUUUGAAACUCACUGAAAACAAGCUUUUAUGGAUCAACGAGACAGUUUUCAAGGAUUUUCCCUCUCUAACAUACUUGGAUCUAGAUAAAAACCCAUUCACCUGUGACUGCUCAAAUGCAGGUUUUAUCCAAUGGGUAAAGAACAACAAGCAAACACAGGUAGUAAACGCUCAUCGUUAUAAAUGUUCCUUUCCCUCAGACAAACAAGGAAGUUUGUUACUAGAAUUUGAUAUCCACUCAUGUAGGGACGAUGGUAGCUUUUUCUGUUUCAUUUCCAGCUCUUGUCUCGUUGUUCUUACUCUUCUUACGUGCUUUAUCUAUAACUUCCUGAGAUGGCAUCUUACCUACACCUUUCAUCUCUUCCUGGCCUAUCUCUAUGACAGCAGAAGGGAAAAAAAGGGGGGCCCGCGUCGGUUUGAUGCAUUUGUAUCCUAUAACGUCCAUGAUGAGAACUGGGUUUACAAAGAGAUGCUUCCAGUGUUGGAGGGAGAGCAAGGCUGGAGACUCUGUCUGCACCACAGAGACUUUCAACCAGGUAAACCCAUCAUUGAGAACAUCACUGAUGCCAUUUAUAGCAGCAGGAAGACCAUCUGUGUUAUCAGUCAAAACUACCUGCAGAGUGAAUGGUGCUCCAGGGAGAUUCAGAUGGCAAGCUAUCGUCUGUUUGAUGAGAAGAAAGAUGUGCUGAUCCUGUUAUUUUUGGAGGACAUCCCUUCCCGGUAUCUGUCUCCAUGUUACCACAUUAGAAAGCUGGUGAAGAAACACACCUACCUAAGCUGGCCUCAAGCUGCACAACACCCGGAAGUCUUUUGGCAAAAUGUCCAGAGAGCUCUGAAGACAGGAGACACUCCGACUGAGAACACAGACCUGUUGAAUGGACCAAGGCAAUGCUGAAAUAGUCAAAGGAAUUUCUAGUGCAUAAUCUAAUAAGGUUAUCACCAUGGGCUUGCACCAAUAUACACUUCAGUUCUUUGGAGGGUUGGAAGGGACAACAUUAAAUAAAUAAACAUAUCAUGAAAUAGUUAGAUGUAAAUGUACCAUGAGCUAAACUUUGUGUGAAACAAAUAAAACCUUUAAAUGUCAUAUAAAAGCAACACUUUAUAACUUUAGCCCUUAAUUUUACCUUAUUUUGAGAUUUAUUCAAUAAUUUUCAGUUUAUUAUAGUGCACUAGGGGCAUGCUGGUGCUCUACCGAUGCUGGCCUUUUUUUUAACUUGCCUAUCUAACUGGAGAGAGUUGGAUAAUUUGCUGAAAGAGUCAUGUGACCUAAAGCUGGGCUUUAAGGUGGUCUGAGCUGCACAUAAAUAAUAGAGCUAAUUACUGUAUGCAAUAAAACUGUUUUAAGGUAAAACAACAAAAAAAAAAAAAAAAGGAUCAGACAUAUUUUUGCUUUUGUGACUUGAUCUUGGGGGGUUAAUGUGGCAUUGUUCUUCUCAAUCUGCUGGUCCAAAAUGGUCCAGGGGAAGAUUUUUCAAUUGUUGCACGUGUCCUAAAUGUGGAGGUUACAGAUCUAGCGUCUCUAUUUGCUCAAAAUGUUGCUUUAGAUUAAUAAAUAUGCUAUUUGUUUAUCUAAUAAAUCAUUAAAAAAUAAAUGCACAAAUGCAUAUAAUUAUAAAGUGCAUAAAUAGUUAAAUAUGCCUUUAAAUAAUUGAAUAUGCCUUUUAAAAAUGAAACCGAAUUAUUAUAUAAUUGCUUAUUAAAUCUCAUUAUAAAACAUUUAGAUAUACUGUAUGCAUUAUGUUUAUUUAGAUAUGCUUAUAAAUAUUUCAGUAGGUAUUCAUUUAUUAUAUAACGUAAAAUAGUAAAUUAACUAGUUAUUUGGAUUUACUGUUAUCUUGGUGUCAUCCCAAUAAGGCAUACAUUUUUUGAUGUAUAUAACAUCAAUAACAAAGUUUAAUCUACCAAAAAAAAGAUCAUACAUUUUUUUUAGUUGCACUCCAAUGUUGUCUUUUUCUAUUAUGUGCAAAAAGUGUACAACAAAUAGAAGAGUCAUGUUUUAACCGUACUAUAUUACUAUAUUAUAUAAUAGCAAUUUAUUUAUUGUGUCAGCUUAACAUUUCUUGUCACAAUAAAAAAAAUAUUUUGAUUAUGGUGUAUAGUGUUUUGUAUAUAUGUAACAACAUGUGUUUGACUUUGAAUAAGGGAAUUAGUAACAUAUCUCCCAUUUUUAUGAUAUUCUGAUUAAUUAGAUGCACCUUUUGUGUAUUAGGUGUGACCUUACAGGUUUGACAGUUUAAUUUUUUUUGGCAAGUUUGAUCCCAUUUAACAGUAGGAGAUAGAACUUAGUUGUAUGCUAAAGUUUAUGUGGUAAAAGUGCACAUACAGUAAGUAUAGUGACUGGUUUAUUAAGUAUACAUUUGAAUUAUUUGGACUAUUUAGCAAAAAGAAAACAGUUGUAUAGGUUGAUCAUGCAAGGUUUUUUAGCUUGAGUUACAUGUUUAAAAGAUGGGAAUUUAUCCAGUCACUUUGUACCAUUGAUUGCAGUGCAUGUCUCAAAUGGUUUAGCCAGACUUUGUUUUAAUAUAUGUAGAAAUGUGUUGUUUUUGUUGUUGUUAUUUUUUAUGCAAUGCUUUUAUUUGUUUGUUAAUUUUUUUAGGCUGUAUUAUGCUGUACUUGCCAAUUUGUAUCUGAGAUCCUUUCAUAUGUGUAGUAGCUUACAUGUUAGAGUUCCUCUGUUUUUUUUAACAUGCUAACAUAAGAUGAUGGGUUGCAUACUCCCAUAAAGUAAAGGAAAAUGCUUUAUUUAUUUGCUGUAGUGAUCAUGCCUUAAACUAUAACACAAGUUUAUAUCAUGAGGUUCAAGGUUAUAUCUGAUGUGAUCUCUGAAUAGUUUAUCUUUUUGUGUGUGU